Paramecium tetraurelia is the source of this 381-nucleotide messenger RNA. RefSeq lists its product as uncharacterized. Lineage: Eukaryota; Ciliophora; Oligohymenophorea; Peniculida; Parameciidae. The record is from RefSeq and is a predicted model, not a curated record. Gene Ontology annotation, molecular function: protein binding. The transcript has a single exon.
AUGAGAGAAUCUUUUGAUGGAUAGCAACUGUUAACAGCAUCAUGGUCAUAAGAGAAACAGUUGCAAACUUGGGAUCUUAGAACUUGUAAACUUAUUUGUAACUUUGAUUGGAAUUCUCAAAUAAAGGUUAGUAACCAACCGUGCUAAUUGUAUAGUGGAUAAUUCUCAAGGUAGUUUGAUAAUCAAUUGACUUUGGCAGGAGGAUCAGGUGAGAAUGAAGUGAGGAUCUUUGAUUCACAAGAUUUUGACAAUGCCUAAAUAUGCAUCCAUGAUCUUUGCAGAGAAGUCAAUACUGUAGACUGGGCACACAAAGAUUCCAGAUUUGCAUUCUCGGGUGGUGACGGCUACUUGAGAAUAUUUGAAAUAUAAUAAAUAAAUUGA